AUGAACGUAGGUGGUAAAGAGGGCCUUUCUAUCCAGGAUAGAACGAGAAAUGUAGCUGAAUUGUUAAAAGUAUUAAUGGAUAUUAAUGAGAUUAAUGGUGGAACAAAUGCUACAGCAGAAAAAAUGAAAGUUCAUGCAAAAAAUUUUGAAAGUGCUCUAUUUGCUAAAAGUUCUUCAAAGGAAGAAUAUUUAGAUAGUAUGAAAGAAAAAGUUACAGCUAUGAGAAAUACUAGAGACACAAGAAAGAAAUCUUUAGCUAGUGCUAAAAAUGUUCAAAAUAAUAAUAAUAAUAAUAAUAAUGGAAAUGAUCAAAUGUCACAACAACAACAAAUGAAUGGUAAUAAUGGAUUUCCAAAUAAUAAUAACAAUAAUAUGAAUUAUAUGCCUAAUACAAUGAAUAUGAAUUCUCAAAUGUUUUUAAAUCAACAAGCUCAAGCAAGACAACAAGCACAACAACAAUUAAAGGACAGGCAACAACAUCAACAAAUGCAGCAGCAGCAGCAGCAACAGCAGCAGCAACAGCAACAUAUGCAACAGCAAGGUCAGCUAGGACAAGGACAACAGAGACAUCAGUUGACUCCACAACAAAGACAAUUGAUUAAUCAAAUGAAAGUGGCUCCAAUACCAAGAGAAUUGUUACAAAAGAUACCAAAUAUUCCUGCAGAUGUUAAUACAUGGCAACAAAUUACAGAAUUAGCUCAACAAAAGAGAUUAACUCCACAUGAUAUGCAAAUUGCUAAAGAAGUUUAUAAGAUUCAUCAACAAUUGUUAUAUAAAUCUAAGAUCCAACAAGUUAAUGCUAAUAAUGUUAUGAAUAUGCAACAGACAAAGCAGCAGCAGCAACAACAACAACAAAUGCAACAACCACAACAGAUUCAACAGAGACAAAAGGAUCACCAACAACAGAUGACAAGUAACAACAAUAAUAAUAAUAAUAAUAAUAACACUAGUGCUAAUGCUAAUGCUAAUAAUACCAACAACAGCAAUAGCAAUAAUGCAAACGUCGUUGCAGGGCAACAACAGCAACAGAUGUUUAGAAACAGAUCAGGUGAAGUCCCUAAUGUUUUAGGUCAAAUUAAUCAAAUAUUCUCUCCAGAUGAACAACGGGCAUUGUUACAGGAAGCUAUGGAAGCAUGUAAGACAUUCCAAAAGACACAGUUUGGUGCAAACAUGACUGAUGCUAACAGACAGAGUUUUAUUAGAAAAUAUAUAAAUCAAAAGGCCUUGAAAAAGAUACAAUCAUCGCGAAUGGCUCAACAAGCUGCCGCUGCCGCUACAAGAUCUGGUCAAAAUAAUGUAAACAUGAAUGGUAAUAAUGAAGCAUCUAACGCUGGUAGUAACAAUAACAACAACAAUAUUAACAAUAAUAAUAUGGUAGUUGGUAACAAUAGUAGCAAUAAUGUUCCAUCACGUGGAAACAUGCAACAGAUGAACAAUUUACAAAAUGUUCCCCAACAAGCUAGAAAUACACCAAUUUCCCAACAACAGAUGCAGGCUCAGCAACAGCAACAACAACAACAACAACAACAACAACAACAAGCACAGCAGGCUCAACAAGCUCAACAGGCUCAGCAAGCGCAGCAGCAGCAGCAGCAAGUACCUCCAUCACAAGGUCACCAGAGGACAAAUUCACAAAGGGCAUCAAUGUUACAAUUAUUACAACCAACACCGCAAGAUAUCGAAACAGUUAGAAAGAUUUCUACAGAUGCGGCUAGAACUCCUUUGAGAUUAAAUGAUUUAACAAAUUCUAUUAGUCCUCAAGAAAGAGAAGAAAUUAAAAGGAAAUUACAAAUGAACCAACAAUUGUUUGCUCAAGUAAGUAAUUACGCACCACAAGUUUACGUAUUUACCAAAAGUGAGGCGUUUUUGAAGGAAGUACUUCAAUUAAGAAUAUUUGUCAAGGAAAUUCUAGACAAAUGUUCAAAGGGUAUAUAUGUUGUGAAGUUGGACACUGUUGACAAAUUGAUUAUGAAAUAUCAAAAAUAUUGGGAAAGUAUGAAGAUCCAGAUUCUAAGAAGACAACAAUUAAUCCAGCAACAACAACAAUUGAUAAGACAGAAGCAACAGCAACAACAGGAUCAACAACCGCAACAACAACAACCUCAAUCUGGUAAUAACAUUCCUAUCAAUAGUAUUCCAACACCUGUUCAAAAUAAUGCCAAUAUUUCUCAAGCUCAGGCUCAAGCUCAAGCUCAAGCUCAACGGAUGAGACCAAAUCAAAGGGCACAACUACAGAACAGACAAUUGCAGCAACAACAGCAAAUGCAAUGGCAACAACAGCAACAACAGAUGAAUGGCAGCAAUGCGAAUACACCACAAAUGAACAAUAAUUUUGUUCAAAUGAAUGGUGCUAUUCCAAAUUCCAACGUAAUGAAUGCUAAGAUCAACGGUAGACAACCUUCUGUACCUAUCCCACCGAAUGCUGGGAUGUCCAGUGAAAAUGAUAGCAUGAUUUCUCAAGCAACAGGGAACCAAUUUACUACUGCGAAUGCAACUCCAGAUGUAAUGAAAAGUAACUCCAGAAAUGCUAGCGUUCCAACCUCUGCUAAGGUCUCUCCAUCCCGUGAAAAGGCUGCUAACUCCAACGGCGCCAAUAACAAAGGUAAUAAUAGUAAGAAACCAUCACCAUCUGCAUCUACUUCAUCUCGUAAUGUGAAAUCUUUAUCUAACGUACCAACACCAAGAUUGUCGAAUGUUAGUGCAAGAGGAACACCUCAAUUAGUUGGUAAUGAAUCGCUAUCAACUAGUAGUGGUGAAAUGAAUCCAGUAUUUAAGAAAGAAGAAGAUGAAUUACAAUCAUUGAACAUUAAAAAGACAGAGAUUGCAUCUAGAUUUAAGCACAGACAAGAAGCAUUCCAAGCUUCUCCAGUGGAUUUAUUUUUGAGUACUCUUUCAGAUACUCUUGGUCUAAAGGACGACGAAUAUGAACCACAAAUUAAAUUUUCACAAGAUUUUAUUGAUUUAACUAAUCGUACAGGUAAGAAAAAGAAAUUAACUAAAGUUGCACAACGUGCCAGAGAACGUGACCCUGUUGAUGUAAGUAUAGUAGAUGGUAAUAAAUUAAUUAUGACAUCCAAAUAUAUGUCUGAACAAAAAGAAGUCAGAAAUUAUGGCAUUAAUUUAGGUAGUAUCGCAUCAAUUUUCAAUGGCUUGGAGAAUAAUAUCUGUGAAAAAUUGAAUGAUUUAGCAUUUAUUGAUACACCAUCCAACAAUGCCGAUUGUAACACUAAGAAGAGGAAACUCGAUGAGAUGAACUUAACUCCGGAUAGUAUAAAAUCCAAUGCAAAUGACUCCCCAUCCAUAAUGAGUGAAUCUAAACGUAUUAAAUUUGAUUCUCCAGAGGAUACAUAUGUCGCAACAGAUGGUAAAAUGAAAAAGAGUGCCGCAGGUAUGAAUUUCACAACAACAGCAUCUGUUCCGACUACAGCAACGAUAACUAAUGAUACAGGUGACGACAAAAAGGAUAUAAAUAUAUGGGAUUGGGAUUAUUGGGCUAAUAAAAUAUAG
Maudiozyma saulgeensis is the source of this 3507-nucleotide messenger RNA. Lineage: Eukaryota; Fungi; Ascomycota; Saccharomycetes; Saccharomycetales; Saccharomycetaceae. The record is from the annotation of a GenBank genome assembly.